CUACCCUACCGCGUACGGUGGCAAGACUUGAAAGAUCUUUUUCGGCAAGCUGGAACGGUACUGCGAGCGGACGUUUCUCUCGGUCCAGACAAUCGAUCACGAGGCUAUGGGACAGUCCUACUAGCAACCGCUGAAGACGCUGGCCGCGCCGUCGAUAAGUUCAAUGGAUAUUCGUGGCAGACUCGUAUACUCGAAGUACGUCCUGAUCGUCUUCCCCCUGACUUCGACAGUUCUGCUGCGACUCCCGCUAUUUCCUAUCCUCUUCCUGAUAUCGAUUCGCUUUCACUGUACGGGUUAGAGCGGCCUGCUUCAACCGCAGGCGGCGGCAGGAACUUAUUUGUGGGGAAUCUGCCAUUCCACUGCCAAUGGCAGGACUUGAAAGAUCUUUUCCGUCAGGCAGGUACCAUUUUACGCGCUGAUGUCGCAUUGGGGCAAGAUGGUCGGUCCAGAGGCUUCGGCACUGUCGUCUUUGCUACAGAUUAUGAUGCAGAACGCGCAGUUAAAAUAUUCAACGGUUACGAGUACAAUGGACGUCCAUUGAAAGUGCAUUACGACAAA
This is a messenger RNA of Guyanagaster necrorhizus, 558 nucleotides long. Its product is annotated as RNA-binding domain-containing protein. The annotation marks the transcript as partial. Gene Ontology annotation, molecular function: mRNA binding. Lineage: Eukaryota; Fungi; Basidiomycota; Agaricomycetes; Agaricales; Physalacriaceae. Gene Ontology annotation, cellular component: cytoplasm; ribonucleoprotein complex; nucleus. The record is from RefSeq and is a predicted model, not a curated record. The transcript has 3 exons.